AUGGACCGCGUCACUCUUCCGGACCACGAGAAAUUGGAAAGAGUGUUCCAGUCGACGGGGGAAUAUCACCAACAUCAUGGAUCGCCAUCCCAGAAAACCGCCUGGCCUCGUUGGCACCGGAGAGGGAAAGAGAAAAGCAGCAUAGCGCUGGCGUGUACGUGGGUGGUGGACCAUCAGAUCGGCAUAUCACUCAACCUCAUGUCGAUGCUCUUUUUCAUCCACCUCCUCUUCCCCGCCGCCCGACAUCAUACCCAGAAAUUCUUCCGCAUCUCCUACUACAACCCAGUCACCGGAACCUUCGCCCUUGGCUGGGACGACACCUUUUUCGUCUUCUACUGGAUCAUUGUCUUCACCGGUCUCCGCUGUGCCGUGAUGGACUAUCUCCUCACCCCUCUGGCCUCUGUCCUGGGCAUCAAGAAGAAAAAGCCGAAAGUGCGAUUCGCCGAGCAAGCUUGGAUUCUGAUCUACUACUCCCUUUCAUGGAGCAUCGGAAUGUACAUCAUGACUCACGCUGACUACUGGCUCGACCUGCGGGCGUUGUGGCGGAAUUGGCCCAUUCGUGAGAUGGACGGCCUCGCAAAGUGGUACUAUCUGGUCCAAUUCGGCUUUUACUUGCAGCAAAUUGUGGUGGUGAAUAUUGAAGAGCGUCGGAAGGACUAUGCGCAGAUGUUCAUUCACCAUAUCGUCACCUGUACCCUCAUGUUCACAUCCUACGGCUACCACCAAUCCCGGGUCGGAACACUCAUCCUCUGUCUGAUGGACGUGGUGGAUCUGUUCCUGCCUCUCGCCAAAAUCCUCCGAUACCUCCACUUCACCGUCGCCUGUGACAUUACCUUUGGCAUUUUUAUGGUCACGUGGCUGGCUGCGAGGCAUUUCCUCUACAUGUGGGUCUGUUACAGCAUCUACGCACAUAUCCCGCAGGAAAUCCAAUACGGAUGUUACAAAGGCAGUGCCUUGGAUCUUCAAGGACCCAUUCCCACGCCCAACGACUGGGAUCAUCUCACACAACCGUUCCGCGACCCCGUGGGAUUGGUCUGCUGGAACAACGACAUCAAAUGGGCGUUUCUGGGCAUGCUCCUCGCUCUACAGGGCAUCCUCCUCCUCUGGUUUGUCAUGAUCGUCAAAGUCGCAUAUAAAGUCAUUACAGGGCAAGGAGCCGAGGAUGUCCGUUCCGAUGACGAGGAUGAGGACGAAGGGGAGGUUCUCGAUGAGAAAGCAUCUCUCGCCCAACAGAACUACAUCGAGGAUGUCCACAUUUGUGUGGAACCGCCACCGUAUCUCGAAAGCGAGAUCCUCAGCACCGACCCCAACUUUUCCUUCUCCUCCCCUCACGCCCGAUCGAAAUCCAAAUCCAAACCAUCUCCCUCGUCCGCAAGGCGACCGAGCCCGGCGUCCUCUUCCGCCUCAGGAUCGAGCUCGAGCGGCUCGCGGAGGAAAUCAAAGCACGAGUCCGCGCAUUCCUCGGGCGUCAAUCUUCUCGCGGGAAGCAGUGACCGCAAGGAACUCCUCGGCCGUAUUGGGUGCGACAAGGGAUCUGUUUCGGAUUGA
Rhinocladiella mackenziei CBS 650.93 is the source of this 1548-nucleotide messenger RNA. RefSeq lists its product as uncharacterized. Gene Ontology annotation, cellular component: membrane. Gene Ontology annotation, biological process: ceramide biosynthetic process. Gene Ontology annotation, molecular function: sphingosine N-acyltransferase activity. The record is from RefSeq and is a predicted model, not a curated record. Bases 1 to 1548 code for a protein of 515 amino acids. NCBI's taxonomy places the organism in Eukaryota, Fungi, Ascomycota, Eurotiomycetes, Chaetothyriales, Herpotrichiellaceae. The transcript is spliced from 2 exons.